Paramuricea clavata is the source of this 462-nucleotide messenger RNA. Lineage: Eukaryota; Metazoa; Cnidaria; Anthozoa; Malacalcyonacea; Plexauridae. The record is from the annotation of a GenBank genome assembly.
AUGGCGAAGGCGAAUUAUAGAAACGGUCCUGAAAUAGGAACGGUUUGUUUUUACAAGGAUACAUGUGGUACGGCUGUAAAACAUUUGGUUGUUUCAAGUGAAGACAAAAUGAAUAGGAAAGUUUAUACACUUAAGAAUUUAUAUACUCUAGGAAGGUAUAGUAACGAGUGUGGUCAUAUUAUCGUGGAUCGGACGUGUCAGGUAAUUGUGAUUCAUUUUUGGUCAGAUCAUGAGCUAGAUUUUGAUAGUUUACAAUGUUUCGCGGAGACGUGUCAAGUAGAAAAGGAUCCACGGGUUAUAACUAUAAAAAUGAUUGCUUUAUUUGGCGUUAUCUAUUCAAAAUAUUUGAUUAAAGAAAUAUCAGGAUUGGUCUAUGGUCAACGCUAUAAAGUGAAAAUAUGCAAAGCUGGAACCAUGUCAUUGUCUCGUCUAGACACGCACUCUUACACAAGAUACCAAUGA